UGCAGUAGCUGGGAAACAUAAUCAUUUGCCGUGGAGUGAUCUGACGGAGGGAGAGGGAGUAUGUGCGCGCGCGUGCGUGCGAGCGUGAGUGAGUGAGUGAGUGAGUGAGUGAGUGAGUGCGUGUGUUUGCUGUAGCUGGACUGUCGCCGCACUGAACAGCACGCGUGCGAAUUUUUGCAUGUCAGGAGCGGAUGAGGAUCCUGUCGCCGGUCAUCGGCCGCUGCCCAUCUUUCGUCUCUCUCUCCGCUUGUUCCUAAUUAAUCAGAGGCAUGUGGAAUUGUGCGAGGAUUUCCAACUGGCUCUGCGUAGCGUGCCUGCUGCUGUUCACGACGUGCACCGAGGUGUCCUGGGCUUCGGGCUAUUUCGAGCUGCAGCUGAUGAGUGUGGAGAACGUGAACGGGGAGCUGUGGGACGGUGAAUGCUGCGACGGCGCGCGCAACACGCGGGACCAGCGGUGCACACGCGACGAGUGCGACACGUACUUUAAAGUGUGUUUAAAGGAGUAUCAGAGCGAGGUGACCCCCACCGGCCAAUGCAACUUCGGCAGCGGAUCUACCGGCGUGUUGGGUGGAAAUAUAUUCUCUUUUAAAAACACUAAGAGCAACAGCAACAAGAUCAGCGACGCCGGGAAGAUCGUCAUCCCGUUCCAGUUUGCGUGGCCGCGAUCCUACACACUCAUUCUGGAGGCCUGGGACUGGGACAAUACCACUCAAAACAGUGAGGAGCUGCUGAUUGAACGUCAUGCUCACACAGGCAUGGCAAACCCUGGGGACCCAUGGAAGGUCAUCGUCCAUUCUGGGGCCACAGCCCGUCUGGAGUACCGCGUCCGCAUAAAGUGUGACGAGAACUACUACGGCAUCAAGUGCAACAAGCAGUGCCGGCCACGUGAUGACUACUUCGGGCAUUACCGCUGCGAUCCUUCUGGAAACAUUGUUUGUCUUGAAGGGUGGAUGGGACAUGACUGUCGAACUGCAAUCUGUAAGCAGGGCUGUAAUCUGAUUCACGGAGGCUGCUCAGUGCCCGGGGAAUGCACGUGUAACUAUGGCUGGCAGGGUCCAUUCUGUGACGAAUGUUUGCCCUACCCCGGAUGCGUGCAUGGGACUUGUGAUAUCCCAUGGCACUGUAACUGUGAGAAGAACUGGGGGGGACUGCUGUGUGAUAAAGAUCUGAACUACUGUGGGACACACCAUCCCUGCGUUAACGGGGGCACUUGCAUAAACUCAGAGCCAAAUGAGUACAACUGUGCCUGUCCUGAGGGAUACUCGGGCAAGAACUGUGAGAUCGCUGAGCAUGCCUGCGUGUCAAACCCAUGUGCCAACGGUGGCACCUGCCAUGAGGUUUCAUCUGGCUUUGAGUGUCAGUGUCCUCCAGGCUGGGAGGGUCCUACCUGUGCUAAAAACAUGGACGAGUGUGCCUCCAGUCCCUGUGCUCAGGGAGGAACGUGUAUUGAUCUGGAUAACGCCUUUGAGUGUGUCUGUCCUCCGCAAUGGGCUGGGAAGACCUGUAAGAUCGACGUGAAUGAAUGUGUGGGGAAGCCUUGCAAAAAUGCUUACUCUUGCAAAAAUUUGAUUGGUGGAUAUCACUGUGACUGCUUUCAAGAAUGGGCUGGACAGAACUGUGACAUCAAUGUAAAUGGAUGCCAUGGACAAUGCCAGAAUGGCGCAACCUGCAAGGAAGGAGCACUGGGUGGAUAUCACUGCCAGUGUCCACCAGGCUUUGUAGGCACACAUUGUGAGAUCCAAAGGAACAAAUGUGCCAGCAACCCCUGUCAGAAUGGUGGGCGCUGUCACGUGGUGCUGGAUAGCUUUGUGUGCGAAUGCAUGCCUGACUUUGCUGGGAUGCUGUGUGAGGUGCAAAGCCGUUGGAACCCGAACCUUUGUGAGCCUAACCCAUGUAAGAAUGAAGCAGCCUGCCACAGUAUGCUGGGAGAUUUUUACUGUGCAUGCACUGAGGACUAUGAGGGAAAGACCUGUGCGGAUCGCAAGGAUCACUGCAGGACUGCCCCCUGCCAGGUUAUUGACAGCUGCACAAUCACUGUAGCAAGCAACACAUCAGUCGGUGGCGUGAAGCGCAUCUCGUCCAAUGUAUGUGGAUCUCAUGGCCACUGCGUCAGUCAGCCCAGCGGCAACUUCACCUGCACCUGCGAUCCUGGCUUUACUGGCACUUAUUGUCAUGAAAAUGUGAAUGACUGUGUGAGUAGUCCAUGUCGCAAUGGUGGGACCUGCAUUGAUGGUGUCAACUCUUUCCAGUGCUUUUGUCCUGAUGGCUGGGAGGGCAAACUGUGUGAUCUCAACGUGAACGAGUGCAGCAGGAACCCAUGUAAGAAUGGUGGCCACUGCCAAGACCUGGUCAAUGAUUUCUAUUGCGAGUGUGCUGAUGACUGGAAGGGUAAGACAUGCCACUCACGUGAGAGCCAGUGUGACUCCAGUACUUGUGCCAAUGGGGGCACCUGCUAUGACCAUGGAGACACAUUUCGCUGCGCUUGUCUGCCUGGCUGGGGUGGACACACGUGCAACACGGCAAAGAACAGCACAUGUGCCUCUAGUCCAUGUGUUAAUGGAGGAACGUGUGUUGGAGGUGGCGACACGUUUACCUGCAUUUGUAAGGACGGCUGGGAAGGACCGACCUGUUCACAAAACACCAAUGACUGCAACCCUCACCCUUGCUAUAAUGGAGGAAUCUGUGUGGACGGUGUAAACUGGUUUCGCUGUGAGUGCGCCCCGGGCUUCGCCGGACCUGACUGCCGCAUCAACAUUGACGAAUGCCAGUCGUCACCCUGUGCGUAUGGAGCUACGUGUGUGGAUGAGAUCAAUGGCUUCCGCUGCAUAUGUCCUCUCGGGCGCUCUGGACCACGAUGCCAAGAGUUUAUCGGCAUUGGGAAGACGUGUCAUUAUACUGGGCUGCAGUUCCCUCACGGCAGCCGCUGGGAGGAAGAUUGCAACACCUGCCAGUGUAUUAAUGGCAAAGUAGAGUGUACAAAGGUGGUGUGUGGCAGACGGCCAUGCCUAUUACCAGGAGCCCCUGGGAGAGAGCAUCACGCGUGUCCAGCAGGUCGCGAGUGCCUAGAGCACGGCUUUCUCACUUGCCUCUCUCCCCCAUGUCACCACUGGGGCUUCUGCUCAAGUCCUGACACCCCACCAGCAUUUCACACCAAGUGUGAACCAAACACCGGCUACCUGGGCAACAGCUGUGCAAGAAUUACACUCAUAUUCAACCGGGACAAGCUACCCUCAGGUACAACAGUAGAGAAUGUAUGCUCAGAGUUGAGGUACCUGCCUGCUACACGGGCCCUUGCCAAAGAUGAUGCCCUAUUGGUUCUUUGUGAACUUUCCUACUCCAACCAGGAUGCAGUAGAGGUGGCCAUGUCCUUCCAGCAGGAUGAGCAGCCUGACCACAGCCGGAUCCAGGAGGCAGCCAGCACCAUCGUCAGCACGCUGUCCAAGCGCCACAACAGCACCAUCAUGCUGGCUAUCAUCGAGGUCAAAGUGGAGACGAGGGUUGUGCCUCAGUCUGUGGAUUACCUAGUGCCUGUGCUGUGUGUGGUCUUUUGUGCUCUCUGGGUGUUCUGCGUUAUCGUGUGCGUGUGGUGGACACGUAAGAGACGUAAAGAGCGUGAGAGGCAUGAGCGUGCACCUGUGGAGGAGAGCGUCAACAACCAGUGGGAGCCACUGCGACCAGUGAACCGGCAGCAGCACAAGGACAACCGCGAUGCUGAAUACGAGCGCGCCAAGCUAAUGGGAGACACCGAGCAGGUGUGCAAAGGCAGCGAAGAAGACCAGCUAGAGGAAGAUGAUGUGGAGGAAGAGGAACUAGAGCUGUGUGAGGAGUGGUGUGGGACAGAGGGUGGCAAGAGGCCCAUCCAAAAAUACUCGAAAGCAGUGGUGCAUGUGAACAGCGAGCUGAUCUGCACCACUCGCAGCAGCAAUGCACCCCUCAAAGCACCUCACCGGACAGCCCACAGCCACAAAGACAACCGCUGGAAAAGCACUGGCCAAGACCCCAAAGAGCUGUAUGUAUAGACGUUAUUGCACAGACCCGGGCAUAGAGAGAGGCUCUUUUUCUGACAAAGAAAACAUCAGACUGUUGAGUUAGAGAGAGAGAGAGAGAUGGAGAACUUUGUUUAUUUUCCCCCUUUCAUUUUCAUUUCCUUAUAUUUAUAAGUGCUGAGAUAUUUUGAGUCAGAGAUUUUUUUUCCUCUUGAAAUAUUUUUUAUUUCUAAUGUACAGAUGAAGUGAAAUUUGUUUUACUUUAUAAGAAAAGUGCUGGAAUGGCCCAGCACUUUUUUUUUUUUUCUUUUUUUUUUUCAAAAUGUACUGCUGAAAGAAAUUACGCAGGAAAUCAAGGAUAAAUAUAAAAAUGUAAAGACUUUUUCGUUGCUGUUUACAGAUAAUUCUGGUUUUGUUCUAUUGUGAGUGGCCUGUAUUUUGGAUGAGUCUGCCAGUGAAGUGCACUGGUCGUGUGGACAGAAGUAAGAACUUCUCGUGAUUUAUUUUCUCCUUCAUUCAUCUCAUCACCUCUCCUCACUCCAUGCUUGCCUUACUCAGCUCGCAGGUCUUGUGCCUGCGAAGUGGCCUUGUUUUUUUUUUUUUUCUCUUGUGUCUGUUGUCUUGGCUGAACACUCCUUAAACGAUAAAGGAUUGCAGUAUUUUGAGUUGGUAGCAAGUGCCUUCUGACAAGCCUGUUGCAUCUCUCGCUGCCGAGGUCAACCCCAAUAGAUCACAAGGGGAGCUCGUUUCCCCAUUUUGUACCACCGAGGUAUUUGAUCAAAGAAAGAAAGAAAUGUGUAUAUAUUUGUACAUAGUAAAGGAGUCGCUGUGUAUAUUUGAAUUUAGUAAAUUAAGACAAGUCACACUUUUUUUAUUACUAUUAUAAUUAUGAUUGAAAUUAUUAUUAUUAUUAUUAUUAUUAUUAAUAUUGAUUUUUUUUUUUUUUUUUUUUUUACAAUGCCAUUCCUUUUAUUUAUGCCAGUUGACAUAGGCAGGUUUUAUACAAGUAUACAGCAUCCCACAGUCAGAACAGUAAUGUAAUCAAAGUUCACUUUUUUAUGUUGUUGAUUUGUUUUCACACUAACGCAAGAAAUUCUUUACAUUUAGGUGGUAUAUCGUGGCGUGUUUUUUGCUUCCGG
This is a messenger RNA of Tachysurus vachellii, 5125 nucleotides long. RefSeq names its product jagged canonical Notch ligand 2b (gene jag2b). The record is from RefSeq and is a predicted model, not a curated record. Gene Ontology annotation, molecular function: Notch binding; calcium ion binding. The transcript is spliced from 25 exons. Gene Ontology annotation, biological process: cell communication; heterophilic cell-cell adhesion; multicellular organism development. Gene Ontology annotation, cellular component: plasma membrane; protein-containing complex. NCBI's taxonomy places the organism in Eukaryota, Metazoa, Chordata, Actinopteri, Siluriformes, Bagridae. The coding region runs from base 270 to 4019 and encodes 1249 amino acids.